GUUACUAAUUUCAGACGGAAAAAGAAAACAGUUAUUAAUAAUGACCUACUCAGACUGUCAGGAUUAGCCAAAAAAUUAUUUCUCAUACUAGAGUUAUUGUUAAUAAAAUGAUAUUGCUACAACUAUAAUCAAGAUGAGUGUUUGGAAACGUUUACAACGUGUAGGAAAAUCAGCGUCAAAGUUUCAAUUUACUGCUUCUUUAACUGAUCUUGAAGUAGAAGUUACUAAAAAAUGGCAACCAAAUAAGAUUGGUGUUGUGUGGACUAGACGUAAUCGUAGGAAGUCAUCACAGGUAUUAACAUGGCAACCCUCUAUGAAGAAUCCAUAUUGUGGACAUGUCAGUUGGACUGUUCCAGAAAACCUGGAGAUUAUGGUCACUUUAUUUCGUGAUUCUCGACAAGCAGAAUAUGAAGAUAAGGAGUGGACAUUUGUUAUUGAAGAUCAAUCUAAAGGUCGUAGAAAGAUUUUAGCCAGUAAGUCGAUCAAUAUGAAGGAUUAUGCUACUCAGAUACCAUCACAGACCAAUAUUAAGAUUCGCUUUAAACCAGCAUCUAAGAAGGUUGUAUCAGCUACUCUAUGUUUAACAUUGUCUUGUGUUUUUCUGAGGGAAGGUAAAGCUACUGAUGAAGAUAUGCAGAGUGUUGCUAGUUUAAUGAGUAUUGGUAAAGCUGAUAUUGGUAACCUGGAUGAUUUAGAUGAAGAUGAUGAGGGCAAAGAAGAUUUAUCCUUUAAAAUAAAAGACUUGACGUCCCAGAUUGAUCAACUAGAAAGUAACCAUGGUAACCCUUUUAAUGAUGACAGCAUGGAGUAUGAUGACUGUUUAAAUCCUUUUGAUGAUUCUUCAACUGUAUUUGAAAAAUGUAAACCAAGAAAAACGAAACCUGCUCCUCCACCUCCAAAUCCAUUUGGUGAACCAGAUGAUGAGGAUGAGGAAGAAUCUAAAGAAGGAACUUCUAGCCUCAAUACAUCCUCUGUCUAUAGUUCUGUCUCAACAUCUUUAAACCCAUCACCACAGAAAAUCAUGCCUGCUAACCCUUUUGGGGAUUCUGGAGAAGAAGAAUGGCCUGAAGAUUCUCACAUGUCUAAAUCAUGUGAUGGGUUAAAAUCUUUAGAUGAGAAAACACCAGAAAGAAGUAAAUACAGUACUCUACCAGCAUCUCUUGCCAGUAAGAAGGACAAAGAAAACAAAAAACAAUUAACAUUGAAAAUGACUAAAUCUCUCUCCCCUGCUGAACGACCAAUUUAUGAAGGUACCCCUCCCUCUACCCCUGAAGAUGAAAAACCACAAAUUAGAGCUAUUACCCCUCCUGCUAUAGAAGUUUCUAUGAAUACUUCUAACAAUAGUAGAUCGUCUACAAUGGAUGUAACAGCAGAUAUUACUCCCCAUUCAAUGAAAGAGAUGGAAUCUCCUGUAAAAACUGUCAGUGAUCCAACAAUAGAUUUAUUAGAUUGGUGUAAACAAAUAACGAAAGAUUAUAAAGGAGUGAAAGUAACAAAUUUAACCACAUCAUGGAGGAAUGGUUUAGCAUUUUGUGCAAUAACUCAUCAUUUUAGACCAGAUCUCAUUGACUACUCAGCAUUAUCUCCACAUGACAUCAAAGGCAAUAACAAACUGGCAUUUGAUGCAGCUGCUAAACUUGGUAUACCCAAAUUGAUUGAACCAGCAGAUAUGGUAUUAUUGGCUGUGCCUGAUAAACUUAUUGUAAUGACAUAUCUACAUCAGUUACGAGCAUAUUUCACUGGUCAGACACUAGAGGUUCAACAACUGGGUGCCAGUACCAGUGAAUCAACUUAUACUCUUGGGGAUCAUGAUCAUCAGUCCGAUGAAAGAAUAAGUGAAGAAAUGUAUGGAAGCACAGCAGAUGAUAAAUCCCUUAAAUCACCUACAUCCCCAAGAUCAUUGAAAAUAAAAACACCAGUAGUAACCAGCAAACAAUCUCAUACCAAUAAUGAAUGUUUAGGUUUAAGUCCCAAUGAUACUUUUACUGAUUCUGAUAGUUGUGAAACUUCACCUGAACCAAGAUACAAGAAAAGGGCAGAUAAACACAUACACACCAGUGGUAAUGUUAAAACUGUGAUAGAAAGGAAAAAAAAGAAAGCACCAAGUCCGCCUAAAAGUGAUCCUGAUUCACCAGAUAAAUCAGUGUUAAUGACACGGAAUCAAUUAAUGAAUCCAUUUGAUUCUGAUGAUGAUGAAAUCAAUAAUGAUAUUACAGAGAGUACUGCUAGUCCCGAACCUGUAAAACCACAGAUUAAGCCUAGAAAACCCAGAUCUUCCGAGAAUUCAAAAUCCCUUACAGAUGAGGUAAAAAGGAAAUUACCAAAUACCCCAAGUAGUCCCAGGCCUAGUCCAGAUCAAACAGAAUCUCAGGCCAAACCACGUCAAAUGGAAUUGAAAGAACGAGCGCGUUUGUUACUGGAACAAGCAAGAAGAGAUACACUGGUUAGAUGCCAGUCUGCAGACAAUGAAAAACAGCCAAUCGAAACCAAGGUGCAGGAUGCAGCUAAUAUCAAUGAAGAAAGACAGAAACAUUUACGUGAACGAGCUCGUCAAUUGAUAGCAGAAGCUAGAGCUGGUAUAGGUCAACCGGAAACAGAGAUUAUAAUGUCUAACAGACCUGUAUCGUUUGAGAAAGUUCCAACCAAAUCAUAUAGAAUUAUCACAAGAAAAACAUUCUACAGGGAGAAGAACGAAAGUGAGGAGACCGAUGUAACACCACCUGUUUCAUCUGAAGUUGUAUUAAAGAAAUUAAAACUAGUCAAACCAAAUAUAUCUAUAAACCUAGAAGAUGUAAAUACAGAAUCAACAAAAAGUUCAGAUAAUUUACCAAGAAGAAGUAGAAGUUUAGAUGAUAAUUUAAGAGAGAAUGUUGACAAUAAAUUAGUUUCUCCAGACUCAGGUAGUUGUAAUGAUGGUAGUUUAGGUAGUGAUGGUGAACAAGAUGAUUCUGAUGGAUCAGAUAUUGGUCUACAGGUUACAUCUGAUGAAGAUCUUCGUGAUACUAAUCAGUAUGUCCGCUCUGAGAUGGAAGCUUUAGAAACAGAGCAAUACCAGAUUGACGAACAAGCUUCUAAAUUAGAAAAACAAUUAAGGAGGGUAAUGAACAAAGGUAAAAAUAAAGCUUUAGAGGAACAUUUAAUGCAGGAAUGGUUUAUGCUAGUCAAUAAAAGAAAUGCUUUAAUCAGACGACAAAUGCAACUUAACAUUCUAGAAAAGGAAGAUGAUUUAGAAAGAAGAUGUGAUUUAUUAAAACGAGAAUUACAAGCUAUGAUGGCCAUAGAUGAUUGGCAGAAGACGGAAGCCCAGAAGAAAAGAGAACGUUUAUUAUUAGAAGAAUUAGUUAAUGUUGUUGAUAAAAGAGAUGAAUUAGUACAGCAUCUUGAUACACAGGAACGAGCGAUUGAAGAAGAUGAACUAUUAGAUAAAAAAAUAUCAGAAGGAAGAAUUCCACUUGAUGAAGAAAAAUCAUGUUCCAUCCAAUAAUACUAGAAAAUUGCCAAGCUUCCAUUUUAUAGUUCCAUAUUAUAAAGUACAUUUAUCUUGUACAAUUUAAUUAGAUUGUAAAUGUAAUGUAUUAUUAGGAAUUAUGGUAUAUUUUUUUACUUCUUGAGUUUUUCAUCUUAGUAAGUAUUUUCUAUUCAAAUAAUUGGGGUAAGAUUUUUUUUUUUUUUAAAUAUAUUUUGGUGAGAGGUAUAAUGAUGGGUUUUGCUAGCUAUGAAAUAAUUUUUAUUAUAAUUAGGGUGUUAACAGUUUUAAGUAAACUGAAUCUCUGGGAUACUUGAUUAAAUGUUCAGGGAUUGAUAUCUCAAUUCCACCAAAGUUUACAAUCAAAUAAACACCAGUAUAGAGGACACAAUUUUUUAUUACUUAAUUAUUGAGUUCAAUCUGAUUAAAAUAGAGAUCGAUAUUUCGUUUCAUUUUUUAUACUUUUGAUGGCAUACACUACAUGAAGAUUUGACCAUUUGUACUGGGAGGUCGAGUCAGGUCAUACGAGCGGCUUUUGACCCUAUGACAUCAGACAUUUGAUUAACCAAUCAGCAUUGAUCUUUCUAGUGGAUUACCCACAGUUCUGUGCACCUCACAUCAAAAGCUCGCUGUAACAGACCGUUUCAUUGGCUAAUCCCUCACAUCAUCCAGAACACGUCAAUGAUAACAACUCUUGUAGUAAAGACACGUAAAACGAAAUGUAAUAGGAUCUGUGUUUUAAUCAGAUUCUGUUGAAUUGGAACCGUCUGGACAAUCCAGCAUUUAUCAAAGUGUACGUUUUCAACAAUUGAUAAACAUGGCUGGUCUAGUGAUAAUAACUUUAAUUUGUAAACUUUACAAUCUUAUUUUAAAGUGUGUAACUGAGUUUAUAUUUAUCCGAUUGACUUUUAAAUUAAAUGGUAUUUAUGUCCAAUUAUUGGACUCCAAUAUGUUAAAUAAUGAUAACAAUGGAUUUAAAUGGAAAAGUUGACAUUUAGGCCAAAGCAUUUAAUUUUUAUACGCCCACAUUGAAUGUGGUCGUAUAUUGUCCAUCCAUCCGUCUGUCGGUCCGGCGUCCAUAAUUGCUUGUGGACGCUCUAGAGGCUAAAGUUAAUAUAUGAUUGACUUUAAAUUAAACACAGUGUUUGUGGUCACGAGACAAAGAAUCCUUUUGAUUUUCAACAAUUUCCGAUCAUUACUGCCAGAGUUGUGGCCCUUGAUCACUUUUUAAAAAAUCUUGUGGUUGCUCUAGAGGCUAAGGUUAAUAUCCAGUUGACUUUAUACAUGUAUUUAUAUAGUGUUUAACGUCAAGAGACGAAGAAGUCUAUUGAUUUUCAACGAUUUCAGAUAAUUACUGCCAUAGUUUUGGCCCUUGAUCACUUUGAAAAAUCUUGUGGAUGCUCUAAAGACUAAAGUUAAUAUCCGAUUGAUUUUAUAUUUAUACAGUGUUUAACCCUUAACCAGUCGACGUCAUUUUGACGUCAAGUGUUCAGGCUAAAUAAAGGCUGACGUGAAAUAUGCCUAUUUCAAUCAACUACUGCCGAAUAAUUAUAAGUGAUAGACUCCAAUAAAAAAAUUUGAAGGGGAUAAGUUGAUCUAUAAUUUGCAAAUCAUUCUAAAUCCUUUUCAUCAGAAAUAUCGUCAUCAGAAUAUAAUCGUCAUCGAUAUAAUCUGAGUCGGAAUAAUUCAUAAGUAUUUCAACCACUUCGGUAAAUUACGUUUUUCGUCAAAAAAUGUUGAACAAAGACAUGUUUUUCUCAAUGCCCUUGACAAGACAAGUUCCUGUCUGACACGCAUGCGUGGCCAUAUCAAUUAAAUACGAAACUAAAUACUCAAAUGCUGCUUAUAAAAAAGGUUCUUGCUGUGGUCGACUUUAGUCAACCGUGACCACUUAGCUGUAUAACGUUGUGGUGAUUAUAGUCGACAAUGACCGGUUAAGGUUUAAGGUCAUGAGAUGAAGAAGCCUAUCGAUUUUCAACUAUCUCCAAUGAUUAUGACAAUUGAUAUUAAAUGUUUUGUAUGCUAAAUGUUAGAACAGGGCAAAACUAGAAGCCAAAUGGGUUGUUACUCAUAAUCAGAUUUUAGUGUGUUGUAAAUGUUUUCAUUUAUGACAAAAGAAAAAAAAUAUGCGACAAACCUUGUUGACUUCCCGGACAACUUAGCUGCUGUGGGCGUAUGUUUUGUUACCUAUAGUAGUUUACUACUAUAACAUCGCUAAAAGAAGCUGUGAUACCUGAUGUGUUUGUUUUGAGCUGCAAUUGGUUUCCCUUUGCAGGCUCAAUUUGUUUGUUAAUGCCUGUGACAUCUUGAACAUAAGAUAAUUCUAUAUUAUUUUGACAAAUCAACAUACACAGCCCAAUCUAUAGCGACACAACUUUAGCAUAACUGCAAAUAUUAUUGGUUAAAUUCAUCAAGUAGUGUUUUUCACCAAUUUUGACAUGUUAUUCAUAGUCAAGAUGCACCAAACGCAGACAUACUUAUUUUGUAUUUUAGACUUAAAAUUGUCAGUCUAGAUUUAAAAGUCAAGAUAGAACUCUAAGGUACUUUAUCUGGAGUUGUAUAAACAAUGUUUUGUUUAAAAUUUUAAGCCUUAAAAAUUUGGAAUUAAAAAGCUUUUUGUUUUUAGAUUUUUUUGUUCCUUUUUAAGAACAAAAUAAAAUUGGUAUGACCUUGUUUUCAAACUGACUAAAUAUAAUUCAUGGAAUAAUUUAUAUCCUUGAGAUAAUCUUUCUCUUAGCGAGUUCUGCUUUCUCUAUAAUUAUUAAAAUAUCUGAUGCAGGAUAUGGAGAAGAAAAAUGGCUGAGUACCCUUACUAGAUAUGUUGAUUUAUUUGUUGAAUUUCAUCUUGUUUUAGAAUUUGGCAUAUAUUAUGUAUAUUUGAUUAAAAAUUAUUUAUGUUCAAAUGUAAAUUAUGUUAAUCACAUAAUGUUUUGUGUGUUUUUGGUGCCAUUUAAUGUUAACCUGUUUUAGUGCUAUAUUAAGAUGGUGAAAGAUUACAAACUUUAAGUCUCAGAUUUUUGUUAAAAAAAAUAGAUAAAUUCUGCUUAAUGUCUUUUCUGGCCAAAUAGGAUUUUAAUUUAAGUUAAAAAAUUCAUAUAGUAUACAUAGUUUGGAAGGUAGGUAGCAUGGCAAGGCUUUCAUUUAGCAUAAUCAUAUCUGUGCAAGCAUUAAUAAAUAAUGUAUGGCAUUUUGAACUAUAAGAUUUGAUUAGCAUUAAGAAGUUGGAAUUUGACUAAAAUAUGUUUGUUUUAAAUAAAGAGAGUUGAACCAUAAAAUCUUAUUUAGUGUACAGAAUAACUGUAUUGAUUGAGUCAGAGAUAUAUUUCAUACUUGUCAUCCAUCUAUAUUAUACUAGAUGUUAUAGAUUCUACCGCUGUAAUUGAUUAGUUUGCUCUUUAAUAACUUAUUGUCAACUUUUAGCUCAACUGGCAUAAUAGUAAUAAUAUACUGUUUGUAAGCUCAUGUAUAUAUUAUAGUAAAACCAUUAACAAUGUAAAUAGUUUUAGUUUAUGAAGUAUAUGACCAAAUGUCUGUAAUAAAAAAAGGCUUUAAUUAAUGUACCACUGAACUAUGAACUAUCAGUGUAGACUUGUGUAAAGGAAAACUAUGUAAAAAUACUGUAAUUUGCAUAGAUAGUCCAUUAUGGUUUUCAGCAUAAACCUAAAAUGUCCUGUGUUUAGAAUACAACUAAAUAGAGUCCCUUCAUGGUAAUCUCUUGUUUUCAAAUUCAUCUUGUUUAAUUUAUUUAUUCAAACGCAAAACCUUAGGUUACCAGUUGAGAAAAUCAUUAAUGGCAUGAACAUUUAAAAUUUUGUAUAUAACAUAUAUUUGAAGUAAAUGUGUAUAAUCAACUUAUUGUACAUAAUAUUUAUAUAGUAGUAUUGUUUACAUUGUUUGUAUUCUAUACAUAUGUAUGGUGCUCUAUAACCAUACCUGUGAUACAUUAUGUGCUUAUUAUUUAUUGUUAAAUUUGUACUGGUAAAAACAGUUAUCGUUGAGUCUUUGUGGAAUUUUGAUGAAACAUAUACGAUCAGAAUAUUUUUGUGCAGAGAUUUGUAGAUUUGGUGUGAUUGUCACAGGUAUGGUUGUGUUUAUAACCCUUGUGUUGCUUCAAUUAUCUAUCAAUUAUUAUUCUUCAAAAUCUAUAUUCUGGAUCGAUAUAUGUUAUAUUUCAGUAAGGAGUGCAUGGUUAUUGAAUGAUUAUUAAUAUAUUCUAUGUUUAUGUUUGUAAAAACUAUGAUGAUAACAGAAAUUCUAUAUCAUAUCAACAUUAUUUCUUACCAUAGCAAUGUAGAAGAUGCAGUUAAUUCAUUAAAGGAGCAGUCACAGAUACAUUUAAUGAAUAAAACUGCUUAAUACUAUUACAAAAAUUUAUUCUUGCCUUGUAAAACUAUCUGGAGCUUUGUGAUAAUUAUUUGAAGAAAUAGAAAUGGAGUGUUUUAUUCUCAUUGGCAACACCUUUCUAAAUGGACAGUUACAACAUAAUUUUGGUGAUCAUUUGUGACAGGCUUAAUAUAUUUAAUAUUUGGAGUUGAAACUUUCAAAGUUCGUAAAUAUUUCUGUUUACUUUAAAGUUUUGACAUCUAAAAUGUUUAACAAAAACUAUAUGAAAUGUAACUCCAUAAAAAUAACUUUAGUCAAAUCGUCAAUUUCAAUUUUUUAAUUCUGGUUGGUUUCAUGGGGAGACAUAAACAUUAGAGAUUUACUAAUACUAAAUUGUAUGAAUGAAACUACUAGAUAUAAUAUAUUACACAUCAUUUCAAGAUCCAUCUUGACUUUAACAUGACAAAAACAAGUCUAGGUUGAAUUAUAAUUGGCUGAGAAACUUUAGCAUCCACAUUAAGUACAUUGCUGACAUCAUUUAUGAUGCUUGAUUUAUAAAAGUAAAAUACAAAGCAUCUUUUCUAUUUCAUAAACAAUUUCUAAUCUUUCAACUUUAUUAUAUUUCUCUUAUUUUGAUUUAACCCAGGGUUUAAUGUCUUGUAAUUAGUAUAAAAUUUGUUGACCGGACUAGUAGAACUGUAACCUUUAGAGGAACAUACAGUAGUUGUUUUUGUUUGGAUUUUUUGCUUAGUAGGUCGAAUGUCAUAAUAGUUUUGUCUCGGAGUUGUAUGGUGUUUGUAUAUCAGUUGGUAAAGGGUAGAUAUACCCAGCAUUUGUUUUGACAGUAAAGUACUGUUGGUAAUACAUGUAGUAGGCCAAACUUAUUAUUAGUUAUGUAAAUAUAGGGACAAAUAUAUAAACUAAGACUGAAAGAUACCUUCCCGUGUACAAACUAGGUGAUUUGAUUAUAUAUUUAAUUAAAAACAUAUUCAAACUAUAAUCUUAUCAAAAAUUUGCUGCAAAACCCCCCUCAAAACAUUGUAUUCGGGAGGAAAUACCCCAAUAUAUAUAUAAAAAAGUCUAUUUUUAGAAGACAUGUCUGUCCCGUAACUUGAUUGAGGAACGGCCCAUUUUCAGAAUGUAUUUGUCAGUACUUACUGUACGUUUACCAUACAUAUUGAAGCUUACGUAAAUUCUUGGUGUAUCUUCAUUUUCCACGGUUUAAUUGCUGAGUCUGUUGUACAUUUAAACCCCUCAAUGUUCCCCAAAACACUUAAUCAAUCAAGAUAUAACACCCGCUUCCUAAGUCAAGCUGGCAGACUACAUUAAUUACUAUUAAUAAAAAGAAUGAUAAUAGUAUAAUAUUAUUAAGUCUUAAGGAUUGAUUUUAAGUAACAAUUGAUUUACCUUUUACUGUAUAGCCUAUGCCAGAAACUCGUCCUGCAAUAAUAAUAUGUACAAUGGUUCUUGUAUGUGGUGUGCUAUAAAAUUGUGAUAUUUCUUGUAUAUGAAUAUUUUAUGCUGUUAAUGAUGUAUAGUGAAUAUUGUAUAUUAUGCUGUUAUAAUUGAUAUUGUACAUGUAAAGCCUUUUUAAGUGUGAAAAGUAGUUGUAUGGAAAGCAGUGAUGGUGUAUCAGGUUAUACUGAAAACUGAACACCCUACCACUGGCAAAAAACAGGAAUUAUGAUAAAAGUCUAAUAUAAGGGCAUAAUGAUGAAUAAUUAAACUGUUAAAACCAUUUAUGUUAUAAUUAAUGGAUGUCCCAAGAACAAAAUCUGUAAAAAAAGCUUUUAAUGGAUUUUAAUAAAUGGUUUAUCACUGA
Patella vulgata (common limpet) is the source of this 9611-nucleotide messenger RNA. RefSeq names its product EH domain-binding protein 1. The transcript is spliced from 23 exons. Bases 134 to 3484 code for a protein of 1116 amino acids. The record is from RefSeq and is a predicted model, not a curated record. Gene Ontology annotation, molecular function: protein binding. Lineage: Eukaryota; Metazoa; Mollusca; Gastropoda; Patellidae.